This is a messenger RNA of Cetraspora pellucida, 279 nucleotides long. The record is from the annotation of a GenBank genome assembly. NCBI's taxonomy places the organism in Eukaryota, Fungi, Glomeromycota, Glomeromycetes, Diversisporales, Gigasporaceae.
AUGUCUUCUAAAGAAGUUACAAAAGAAGAUACAAAAGAUCAACUACCAAUAAACAGAAAUUCCGUUCAUCCUCUAAAUGUUAAGGGCGCUUAUCCUACCGGGAUUCUUUCAUCGGGUCCAAUCCUUAGAUGUACGAAACAAACUCCUCAAAAAGGUGGCCUUGGUCAAAAAGUCCAAGAACAAGAAAUCGGUCAUGGAUUCAUUCCAAAAAAAAGGGGUAGUAAAAUGAGAGAGGAGAAAGAAUUUGAGGAGUUGUCUCAGGAAGCUGAAAAAUAUUGA